Amorphotheca resinae ATCC 22711 is the source of this 1224-nucleotide messenger RNA. RefSeq lists its product as hypothetical. The transcript is spliced from 2 exons. Gene Ontology annotation, biological process: spliceosomal complex disassembly. Lineage: Eukaryota; Fungi; Ascomycota; Leotiomycetes; Helotiales; Amorphothecaceae. Bases 1 to 1224 code for a protein of 407 amino acids. Gene Ontology annotation, cellular component: intracellular anatomical structure; catalytic step 2 spliceosome. The record is from RefSeq and is a predicted model, not a curated record. Gene Ontology annotation, molecular function: RNA binding.
AUGCAGAGUAAGAUCUUCGAGCCGGCGCCUCCUGGCAGCCGAAAGGUGGUUAUCGCUACAAACAUUGCCGAGACAUCUAUCACCAUCGACCACAUCUACUAUGUCAUCGAUCCUGGGUUCGUCAAGCAAAAUGCAUACGAUCCAAAGCUUGGUAUGGAUUCGUUGGUUGUAACGCCCAUCUCCCAGGCUCAGGCCAAGCAGCGAGCUGGUCGUGCGGGCCGUACAGGACCAGGAAAAUGCUUCCGUCUCUACACCGAAGCGGCGUUCCAAUCCGAGAUGCUACCGACGACUAUCCCUGAAAUCCAGAGACAAAACCUCUCCCACACGAUCCUGAUGUUGAAGGCUAUGGGUAUUAAUGAUCUGCUGCAUUUCGACUUUAUGGAUCCCCCUCCAACCAAUACCAUGUUAACCGCGCUCGAGGAGCUCUACGCCUUGUCAGCAUUAGAUGACGAAGGACUCCUGACGCGACUAGGCCGCAAGAUGGCCGACUUCCCCAUGGAACCCGCCCUUGCCAAAGUGCUCAUCGCCGCAGUCGACCUCGGCUGUUCCGACGAGAUCCUCAGCAUCGUCGCCAUGCUCUCCAUGCCCACAGUCUUCUACCGACCCAAAGACAAACAAGCGCAAGCCGACCAAAAGAAAGCCAAAUUCCACGACCCGCACGGCGACCACCUCACGCUGCUCAACGUCUACAACGGCUGGAAAGCCAACAAAUUCGCCAACCCCUGGUGCUUCGAGAACUUCAUCCAAGCCCGCUCCAUGCGGCGCGCUAAAGACGUCCGCGACCAACUCGUCAAGAUCAUGGAGCGCUACAAGCACCCGAUCGUGUCGUGCGGGCGCAACACGCAAAAAGUGCGACAAGCGCUGUGUAGCGGUUUCUUCCGCAACUCAGCACGCAAAGACCCACAGGAAGGCUACAAAACCCUCAUCGAAGGGACGCCCGUCUAUCUCCAUCCGAGCUCCGCACUCUUCGGGAAACAAGCAGAAUGGGUCAUCUACCACACGCUCGUCCUGACAAGUAAGGAAUACAUGCAUUGCACGUCGAGCAUCGAACCGAAAUGGCUGGUCGAUGCAGCGCCGACGUUCUUUAAAGUUGCGCCGACGGAUAGACUGAGUAAGCGCAAGAAAGCGGAGCGCAUACAACCCCUGUAUAAUAAGUAUGCGGCGGAGGACGAUUGGAGAUUUGGUAUCAAUCAAUCGAUAAAUAUCAAUCAGUUCAGUAGAUAA